CUGACAAACAGCAGAUCAAGAACGUGAGCUAAAUUCUGAAUAUAUAUUUGGCUUAAAGGAACAAGCUUUGUGGUAUGCUAGCAAUGGGGGAAUUCAAACACUUUGUAAUUGUUAAGUUCAAGGAAGGUGUGGCAGUCGAUGAGCUCACCAAAGGGAUGGAGAAGUUGGUCUCAGAGAUUGAUGCUGUCAAGUCCUUUGAAUGGGGAAGGGACAUUGAAAGCUUAGAUGUGCUGAGACAAGGUUUCACUCAUGCCUUUUUAAUGACAUUCAACAAGAAAGAAGACUUCGCUGCAUUUCAAAGCCAUCCAAAUCAUGUGGAGUUCUCCACAACAUUUUCAGCAGCAAUUGAGAACAUUGUGCUGCUGGAUUUCCCAUCUACUCUUGUCAAGGCCCCAGCAUGAUCCUCAACAUAAUAUUCCACCAAUAAAAAAACCCUCUUCAAAUUUGUUUAGUGUAUGUUUUUGCUUGUGUUUCUCUAUCUGUAGUUCUGCCAUGAGUUGUUGUUACUGCAAUAUCUCAUGCGAUUUGUAACCCGUAGUAUUAUGGAUUAUGAAUUAUAAUGAACUAUUUUGCCUUAUAA
Molecule: messenger RNA, 580 nt
Organism: Vigna umbellata (rice bean)
Lineage: Eukaryota; Viridiplantae; Streptophyta; Magnoliopsida; Fabales; Fabaceae
Product: Stress responsive A/B Barrel Domain-containing protein
Source: RefSeq, a predicted model, not a curated record